ACACAAGAGACCAAGUGACUGCUUGCUGGUCAGGAUUGCCCCAAGCUCUCGGAUCAUAAUAAUCGCACCCUUUGCUUGCAUCCACAGCUGCAUCGGCUAUCUGUCUAUUACUGCAACAAGAACCUCUCGUUUGUCGCCCCUGCUCGCCCCUGUACUUUUGGCACUGUUCCAGAUCGUGGGCAGAGCAGCACUUGAUCCCACGCCGCAGGCCAUACUCGACGUUACCGUUUUGGGUCAUACCACCGCUGCCAACUGUCAACGCUGGUGCGGACCGCUUGCCGCCCAGGUCUCCUCAUGUUUAUACUGCAAGAAUCGGCUUCAGUCUACCUCGGACCCAUUCCCGAGCGCCAAUGCAUGAGUACAUAUUCCGGCUGAGUUGACGCAAAUAAUUACACGGCUAUCUGAAAGGUUGCGUGUAACGUCUCGUCGUAUCCAUGGCGCAGACCCUCUCGUCGCCUUCGCAUUCUUACACCGGUUCUCAACCAAGGUCGAUUCCUCCUCGAAUCGAUUCUAAAGCAACUUCCCUUCCUUCGAUCCCUAUUCCCUCGUCUUCAGGGCCGGCCCGGAGCGGACACCUGAAUUUGGAUACCUUCUCGCCCGUGAAUCAGAAUGGGAGUUUUGAAUUUGAUAAAGUCUUGAAGACGGGAGAAGUAAACAAGCGGACACGAAAGACCAAGUCCUGGAAGCGAUGUCAUCUCGUUCUACGUCCCAAUUUACUCAAUAUCUACAAAGACGCCGAGGAGACUCGGCUUCACCACCAGAUCAAUCUAUCUGAAGUCACAGCCGUUGCCAAUCUCUUAGAUCCAAAAGGUCGGCGAGAUUACCUUUUUGGUAUAUUUACUCCUUCAAGAAACUAUCAUUUUCAGGGGUCAAACAAGGAGGAUGCACGACACUGGGUGGAUCUGCUCAGACAAGAAGCUCGCAUCGACGAAGAGGAGCGAGAGUACAUGCUCGCGAGCCCCACGGCAAAAUUUGGAUCACACAAUGGCAUUGAGAAAGCAAUGGCUGGUCGCAGGCCACAGCGACAGACAGAACGUUUCAUGUCAAGUUCACCGGAACCAUCAGACCACUACCUCAGCAAUCGCUCUCCCAAGGAAAAGGGCGAUCCACGAUCGGAACAAACACGUCCCUCUCAGAGUAUGGAUUUUUCCAUGAACGAACUCGGCUCUUGCUCGGAUUUUUCAGACGUCCCCGGUCAGACAGGAUUUGGAGGAUCAUCAUCAUCUCUCCCCCACUCGGAGGUGCGCGAUGCGUUGGAGGAGAACAAAACGCCGUCAGCUGCCGCUCAGGCGCCAGCGGAGAAAUCAGGAAAGGCUCGCAAAACGAGUGGAUUGGCUGCUAUGGACAUCAACCCAGAAGAUGAGCGUGUCAUCUGGCAUGGCUGGCUCUCCUGCCUGAAAUCGACUCAUGGAAUGCGUCAGUGGAAGCGGCUAUGGGUCGUUUUGCGUUCCAAGAACGUCGCCUUCUAUAAAGAUGAGCAGGAGUAUUCUGCUCGAUUGAUCCUUCCUUUGGAUUCUAUCCUGAAUGUGGUCGAGAUCGACCCCAUAUCUAAAAAGAAGGAGUUUUGCAUGCAGAUUAUUGCCGAGUCUAAAACCUAUCGGCUCGCAGCUCCUACGGAAGAGGCGCUUGAGAAAUGUUUAGGCGCGUUUAAGAGUCUGCUUUCCAAAAGGAACAAGGACGGGCUCACUCAACCGAGGUCUGGCAAUGUCUCUUGAUCACUCUUCUCCUUUUUUUGUUUCACUUCACUUUGCGGGGUGGGCUUUCAGUGUAUGUGUCUCUCUGUGCAUGGAUUGCGUUGGUAAAGGCCCGUCACUUUUUUGAUACGAACUUUUUAAUUUUCACCUUUCAUUGGGUAGAGGAGUCCCCGUCGGUCGCGCAGCUGGUUGCGUGCUUCGGAGAAUAUAUAAUAUAAACGGCUCUUGUAAGGGUUGCAAUGCUUCCGAUUCUUCCUUGGGGGCUUAAACAGGCGU
Messenger RNA from Xylona heveae TC161, 1970 nucleotides. Its product is annotated as PH domain-like protein. NCBI's taxonomy places the organism in Eukaryota, Fungi, Ascomycota, Xylonomycetes, Xylonales, Xylonaceae. The transcript has 3 exons. The coding region runs from base 435 to 1715 and encodes 426 amino acids. The record is from RefSeq and is a predicted model, not a curated record.